This is a messenger RNA of Aspergillus niger, 429 nucleotides long. RefSeq lists its product as hypothetical. The transcript has 3 exons. The coding region runs from base 1 to 429 and encodes 142 amino acids. The record is from RefSeq and is a predicted model, not a curated record. Lineage: Eukaryota; Fungi; Ascomycota; Eurotiomycetes; Eurotiales; Aspergillaceae.
AUGGCUCCGCUGCAGAUCUGGAAUGUGGGAACAAAAGAGGGCACCAAUUAUGAUUACAAAGCUGCUCACGAAAAGGGAAAUGAAGAGAAGGAAGAGAGACCAGGGGGGGCAAGGGAGGGCCUGAGAGGCCGGGUUCACAACUCGACGUGCAGUCGGACAGUUGAGAGAAAGCGGGAAAAGAUGGAGCGGGUUAAUCGGGGGAUUGUAAGACUCAAGGAGCCGGAAGGGAAAGGAAGGAAUAGAGACAGCAAGAUAGAGACAACGGAGCGAGGAGGGGGAGUAGAACAAGAAGGAAAAGAAGAUGCUGAGCCACGCUGUCCGGGCGAAGAGCGUCGGAAGAAAGCAAAAGAGAGAGAGAGAAAGAAAGGAAGAAGGGGAGGGGAAAUGAUGGAGAGAUACCAACUAAUCCAGCAACAAGAAGUAGACUAA